AUGUUCGAAAACUUAAAUAGAACUGCAUAUCAUCCAAAGUGUAAUGCUUAUGGACAAGAUUUGUUUAGAAGAAUUCCAUGUCCAAAAGGUAAACUAUGCGUUGAUGAGGAUACACCAUGGAAUGUUGUGAAGAAAAACCAGUUUACUUAUGUUAUUCAAAAUUCUGGACAGCCGAGGUUUUGGUAUGUGUCCAUGGUGUCGUGUUACUUAGAUGAAGUAACAUGUACCUGGCAUCACUACAAAGGCGCUGCUAUGAAUGAUAAUACCACUUUAACCAACAAACCUCAUACUGUACAUUAUGAUUUCUGGCUGGUUAAUGGAAAUCCAAACUUAUCAUUUUACAAUACACUGUUAUAUCAGUUUUCAUUUGACAGACAGAAUACCCUUGAAUUGUAUCUAGUAUUUUGGCUGUGUUAUAUUGUUUUACUGCCAGUACAGAUAUAUGCAGUCAGGACACAGAAACAUCCAGUUACAAAAUUAUUUACAUUCAGUUUGGUUCUGGAGUUUGUGGCACUCUGCUUCAAUGUUCUGCACACAGUGAAAUUUGCUGCAGACGGAGUAGGUUUUGCUAGUCUUGCUGCGGCUGGUGAUGUCUUAGAUAUUAUGAGCAGAACUCUCUUCAUGCUGCUCCUUCUUUUGUUAGCAAAAGGAUGGGCGGUAACGAGACUUGAGCUAACGUACAAACCGCUAGUAUUUGGAGUAUGGUUGGCGUAUGGCAUCGUACACAUUUUACUUUACGUGUGGAAUACGACAGAAGUGGAUAUAAUAGAAGAAAUUGAUGAAUACCAGACUUGGCCGGGCUGGUUGAUCUUGGCGCUUCGCGUAGCUAUAAUGACGUGGUUUGUGCUGGAACUACGUAAUACAAUGAUGUACGAGCACAAUAUGCCGAAGCUUAACUUCUUGCUACACUUCGGUGCGUCGAGCCUCGUCUGGUUCGUCUACCUCCCCAUCAUCGCGCUUAUUGCGCUACAAAUAAGCCCUUUAUGGAGAUUUAAAUUUAUCUUGGGUAUCACUUAUUCAGCAGACUGUCUCGCAUUUUGUGUGAUGGCGCACUUGCUAUGGCCCACGCGUUCGGAACAGUACUUACUACUAGCGCCCUCUGACUACACAGCGGGCAUCGAAGAGCUAGAUGAAUUCAACGAGUCACCUCAUGUAGUACAUAGCGACACCGUUGCACUAACUACCGCAGAAUCCAUCAAUGCUGAUGAUGAGGAGGUCAUCUUCACGCGAGCAGCACUUAAAAAUGGCUCAAUAUACUCAUAG
Messenger RNA from Arctia plantaginis, 1263 nucleotides. Lineage: Eukaryota; Metazoa; Arthropoda; Insecta; Lepidoptera; Erebidae. The record is from the annotation of a GenBank genome assembly.